This is a messenger RNA of Lineus longissimus, 1783 nucleotides long. RefSeq names its product leucine-rich repeat-containing protein 74B-like. Gene Ontology annotation, molecular function: protein binding; calcium ion binding; GTPase activator activity. The coding region runs from base 190 to 1620 and encodes 476 amino acids. The record is from RefSeq and is a predicted model, not a curated record. Lineage: Eukaryota; Metazoa; Nemertea; Pilidiophora; Heteronemertea; Lineidae. The transcript has 11 exons.
GCGGUACGUUAAUGGACAUGAUAGUGAGAUCAGUCAAAUGGGAUAUUUUUUACAGAUUGGAUAGUUUUACAAAUCAAACAUCAAAUAAGCCAGUUUUUAGACCAAUCAGAAGAUCGAGAAAUUGACAUGCUAUAAAGGCUUCUUGAACCACGAACUGAAGUCUCUUAACCAAAACAUUGCUGCCUUACCAUGGGCACCCAGGGUAAACCACUGCCUACCCCGUUAGGGCGCCAAGCCUCAUUCUUGAGUUCGAGCUGCACCAGGACGAACUUGAGCCGAGGGCGUCUGAGGCCAGUUACCGCCUCGAAGGAGCUGAUCUUGGAUGAGGUCGAUUUUGAGGCCCCGAAGGUGGAAGUGAUCGCCGAGGAUGGUAGCAGCGAUGACUACGAUACUGACAUAGAAAUAGAUGAAAAAUGCGCCACGUCCCUUGAUUUGAAUGGUGCGGUGAUAUAUCGGCGGACUUGUCGGAAACUUGGUAUUCUUCCCAUCAAGUCGAUGGGCGCCAUGUUGGCCAAGUCCACCAUCCGCUUGCGGCACCGUGUAAUAGGACCCGUGGGUGCUCUGGCACUCUCCAAUGCGCUGCUGGUAAACGGAAAUGUCACUGUUUUACACAUCGAUGGGAACAACAUUGGACCCAAGGGCACGAGAUAUAUCUGCUGGAUGCUCUUGGAAAGUGAGAUCAAAGACUUGAGCCUCUCAGACAACAACAUCGGUCAAAUUGGAGCAGGAGCGAUAGCAGAGUGCCUAGCGCAAAACCGAACUUUAGUCAGAUUGAAUUUAUCAAGUAAUGAUCUUGGAAACGACGAAGCACAUUUCAUUUCGACGGCACUGAAGGUGAACCGGGACUUGGAUGAACUCGACUUGAGUAAAAACAGUUUCGGGGACGACUCUUGUUCAGCUCUUGGUUCGGCCAUAGGUAUAAAUGAAGGCCUACGGACAAUUGACUUAAGUUGGAACAAAAUACGAAUGAAGGGAACAGCCGCUCUAGUCAAAGGUUUACUGAGAAAUGAUACCCUCCGUUGCUUGAAGUUGUCGGGUAAUGGUGUAGCGAACGAAGGGGCGAAAUCAAUAGCACAGGUUAUAAGGAGGAACGCCACCAUUACUGAACUGGACAUUUGUGAAAACAGAAUAUUCGAUUCCGGACUCCUAGAUAUGUCAAAAGCUUUGAAGUUUAACAAGGAUCUUGAGGUAUUGAGGGUCGCAAACAACCCCAUUACGUCUUACGGUGCUCUAGGACUUUUAGAAUCACUGUGUAAGAAUAAAGAAAACGUUUUAAAGACACUAGAUAUUUCGACGACCCACAUCCACACCCAGGCGAUGGGCAAGAUCUCCACCAUCAAGGAAGAUAAUCCGGACUUUCAGUGUCUAUACGGUGGUACUUUGACAACACCCAUUAAUAAAUCGAUAGAGGUCCCCAUGACUGUCGCCCAAAUCGAAACUCUCAUGGAACAACUGGACAGGGACGGCGACGGUGAGAUUGACUUUGCCGAGUUGCUCCAGGGAGAGAGGGAGCUCACGAGGAAGCUCCUGAAGGCAGACAUGAAGAAGAAACAACGCGAAAGGCUGGAGAGGGAGAAACACAAAAAGGUGGCAACAGAAGCAGCUGAUGUUGAUCUCUAAAGCCCUAUCACCACAUAAGACUUUUACUGUCAAUCAAUCACUCGCCAAUCGUUGGUAGAUGUAGGCCUUGUGCGUGAUGCGCGACGUGAAACCAAAUGUGAUACUGUGCUGAUAACACGGACGUAAAGCACAUGUAUAACAUACUUAUCAGUAGACUGAGAGC